UAAUUGACAGCUGUCAGUGUCAAAAUUUUUAAAUAAAUUUUUUAUUGAAAAUUAAUGUUUUAGAUUACUGUUGAGAUUAUUUGUACUUCGAAAAUGGAUAUGUUCAAUAAGAUAUCGAGUAAAAUAUAUUCUCAAGUAACGAAUCAUGUUAGUACAACUAUGUCACAAUUAUCCGUGGUACUUCCUGGAAACCCAGUAACUAGAGAAUUCGAUGCAACUAGUCAUAUUGCAUCAGCAGGACCAGGGCUUAUGUGGAAAAUUUAUAGCGGAAGUAAAUUCUCAACCAAACAAGAGGCUUCAAUAUUCGUGUUUGAGAAACGACAAUUGGAAAAAUACAAUAAAGCAGACAGAGAUCUGAUAUUAGAUUCUUUGAGGAAAGGUAUUGUACAAUUGACGAAAAUAAGACAUCCUCAAGUUCUCACCGUACAACAUGCACUGGAGGAGAGUAGGGAAAGCUUAGCGUUUGCUACAGAGCCAGUUUUUGCUAGUUUGGCUAAUAUAUUCGGAAAUACCUUUAAUAUGCCACAACCGGCUAAUAUGUAUGAUUACAAAUUAUUUGACGUUGAAAUAAAAUAUGGUUUGAUGCAGUUAGCUGAAGGUUUGGCUUUUUUACAUAAUGACGUUAAAUUAUUGCACGGAAACAUAUGUCCUGAAUCUAUAGUCAUCAAUAAAUCAGGCGUUUGGAAAAUAUUUGGUUUCGACUUUUGCAUCCACAAUGCGAGCCCUCCAAAUUUGCCUGCUUCUUUCCCUUUCGAAGAUUAUAAUAUGACUUUGCCUCCGAUAUGCCGUCCUAACUUAGACUAUUUAGCCCCCGAGAGAAUUAUUGAUCAGAAACACGGCACUUUGAGCGAUAUCUUUUCUCUUGGAAUGUUGUGUUAUGCCCUACAUUCCACCGGAAAUAAGACGUUGAUGGCGGUGGAGACUAUGCAGCAAUUUCGUACAAGAGCUCAAAAGUUGAAGAAUUUGUCAGACAAUAACUUGCAGUGCCUUCCGGAGUCCCUCAGGGAACACGGGAGACUUAUGCUUAGCCCUUCGCAGUCCGAAAGACCGGAUGCCCAUCAGUUUUUGAAGAUACGCUAUUUCGAGGAUCUGGGAAUAAAAACGUUGCAAUACUUGGAUUCCCUCCUGCAGUGGGAUAACAUCCAGAAAUCUCAGUUUUACAAGAGUUUACCAGCGGCGUUACCGAAUCUACCCCAGAGGGUGAAAGUACAGAGGGUCCUGCAUUGUUUAACGAGAGAUUUGAACCAGCCGGUGAUGGUACCUUUCAUUCUUCCCAGCGUGAUGGACAUCGCCAAAAGUUGCACGAAGGAAGAAUAUUGUUCUCACGUUUUGCCGCAUUUGAAGCCCCUGAUGAAAAUAAUGGAUCCCAUUCAGGUCAUAUUGAUUUUUCUGCAAAACAUGGAGCUCCUGUUGAAGAUGACCCCGGCGGAGUCCAUCCAGCAAGACGUGCUUCCCAUGCUGUAUCGGGGGUUGGAUUGCGACGUCCCCAAAAUCCACGAAUUGUGUCUGUCGGUGCUGCCUACGUUUGCCGGACUCUUGGAUCAUGCCAACGUCAAGAAUCACCUCCUGCCGAGGAUAAAAAAAUUGUGCCUGGGCACCAAUUCGUUAUCCGUCCGCGUCAACUGUCUCUUGUGCAUCGGGGGGCUGUUGGAGCACCUCGAUAAAUGGUUGGUUAUGGACGAGGUGCUCCCGUUCAUGCCACAAAUCACCUCGAGGGAACCGGCCGUACUGAUGGGUAUAUUGGGCAUUUACAAAUUGACGUUGACCCAUAAAAAACUGGGGAUCAGUAAGGAAAUCAUCGCUUCCAGGAUAUUACCAUUUCUUAUACCGUUGUGCAUCGAGAACAGCCUGUCUUUACCCCAGUUCAACGCCCUGGUGACUCUGGUGAAGGAGAUGUUGAACGUUGUCGAAACUGAGCACCGGACCAAGUUGGAACAGUUGAACGCUGUCAAGGAUCAGCAGAAAAUUUUGAAUUCGACCAUGCCUACACCGGUUGCCGAAGGAAAAUCCCAAGAUUUGGGUCAGGCGUUCACUGGUUUGGGCCUGGAUUCUUAUGUGCCGGAACCGGUCAAAAAAGUCGAAGCCAGUGAUGUUUUCAGUGGUUUGAAUACACCGGUAGGAGUUAAAAAUGUUAAGACAGAUGUUAAAAGUGGCGAUAAGGUUGAGGUACCGGUGUUGCAGCAAUACUCGUCUGUUUCGAGUCCGGAAAGCAAGAAUAACACUUCUAUGACGUUGGAUUCGAACAAUCCUUGGGCUAACAACAAUUUCUCAUCUCAGAUCAACAAAAUCAACCCAACGAUACCCACCCUUCAGUCUAACAUAAACUAUCAAAAUCAAUACAAGCCGUCCCCUUCACCGAAUUAUAAUAUUCAACCGACAGAUGUCGUUCAACCUUUUAACACCAUGACGCAUAACAAAAAUAUGGUAAACGACACGAAUUCCUUCAUGAAUUUUCAAACGGGUCAGUACAAUAGGAAACCGACCCUAGGGAAUUGGUCGGCAUUGGAUAAUCUGUUACCGUCUUCGAAUUCCAAUCAGAAGAUACCCCUGAAUCAGAUGAUGAGCAACACACCCCUGCUACCUACCAAUAUAAGCACAAACGUGAACGUUUCGAACAGGAACAAUAAUGGGGCUGCGCUUUCGAAGGACGAGAUCAUGGAUUUAUUGAGUUGAAGAGCUGAAAAUUUGUAUUUAAUCGAAAAUAGGUUAAGCUAACCUAUUACGAGAUGAUGAACGUUGUUUUGAAGGUAUGCUUAUUGGCUUCAGCGCACUGCGGUUUGCUUAGUUAUGCAUGUUUGCGAAGUUGGCCCGGAACUUUUCGAUUCUUGAAAAAAAAAAAAAUUGUGCUGAUUCGUGCUGGGUUUUUAACCAUUUAAAUCGAAAUUUUUGUGCUGGUUUAUACAUUUAUCGAUGACUUGAUGGAUUAAAGAAAAAAUUGAGACGGUACAGAGCAGCACAAAAUUUUUUUGGGUUAAUCUAAGUUCUGUCGAAAUUAUUGAUGCUAUUUAAUUCCAUUGUCAGUAUACAGUAUUUUAAGUAAAGAAAGGACGUCUUUGGAUAUGUACAUGCACUGUUUUAUAUCCUAAAUUUUCUCAGUUUAUAUUUGAAAAGAUAUUUAAAACAAUGAAUUGUAUUACUUAAGUAAUUAUUAUCUCAUUAAGAUCUAUUCCCUCAAGGUCAUUCCAUAUGCAAAUUUGUGAUAUUUUUAGUCAAAUUGUUAAUUUUUUAUUGUUUAAUUAUGUCGUCUUAAAUUUGCUGCGUAGUUGUUGCUUAUAAUAUUUAUUUUAUUUAAUUAUUAAAAGACUGGUGUUAAGACUAUGAACUAAUAAUAAAGUAUUAAUAAAGCAA
Messenger RNA from Coccinella septempunctata (seven-spotted ladybird), 3348 nucleotides. RefSeq names its product SCY1-like protein 2. Gene Ontology annotation, biological process: protein phosphorylation. The coding region runs from base 94 to 2673 and encodes 859 amino acids. Gene Ontology annotation, molecular function: protein kinase activity; ATP binding. The record is from RefSeq and is a predicted model, not a curated record. NCBI's taxonomy places the organism in Eukaryota, Metazoa, Arthropoda, Insecta, Coleoptera, Coccinellidae. The transcript has 4 exons.